UGAGAUGACUCAAACUGACUUAUUUUAAGGUCUGCUGAGUUAUCUAUUGAUUUGCUUUACAGACUUGAGACCAACAUGGCUUUAAACCACACUGCCCUGCCCCAGGAUGAGCGCCUGCCACACUACCUUGGAGAUGAGGACCCUUUUGCUUCCAAACUUUCCUGGGAAGCGGAUUUAGUGGCUGGCUUUUACCUAACAAUAAUUGGGAUUCUGUCCACAUUUGGAAAUGGGUAUGUCCUUUAUAUGUCUUCUAGACGCAAGAAGAAGUUGAGACCUGCUGAAAUAAUGACUAUCAAUUUAGCAGUCUGUGAUCUGGGGAUAUCAGUUGUAGGCAAACCAUUUACCAUCAUCUCCUGCUUCUGCCACCGCUGGGUGUUUGGCUGGUUUGGUUGCCGCUGGUAUGGAUGGGCUGGAUUUUUCUUCGGCUGUGGAAGCCUUAUUACCAUGACUGCUGUUAGCCUGGAUCGAUACCUGAAAAUCUGCUAUUUAUCUUAUGGGGUCUGGCUGAAGAGAAAGCACGCCUACAUCUGCCUGGCUGCCAUCUGGGCCUAUGCUUGCUUCUGGACCACCAUGCCCUUAGUGGGCCUGGGGGACUACGCACCUGAGCCCUUCGGAACCUCGUGCACUCUGGACUGGUGGUUGGCUCAGGCCUCAGGUGGGGGCCAGGUUUUCAUCCUGAACAUCCUCUUCUUCUGCCUGUUGCUCCCAACGGCUGUGAUUGUGUUCUCCUAUGUGAAGAUCAUCGCCAAGGUUAAGUCAUCUUCCAAAGAAGUAGCUCACUUCGACAGUCGGAUCCAUAGCAGCCAUGUGCUUGAAAUGAAAUUGACCAAGGUGGCGAUGCUGAUUUGUGCUGGCUUCCUGAUUGCCUGGAUUCCUUAUGCAGUGGUCUCAGUGUGGUCAGCUUUUGGAAGGCCAGAAUCCAUCCCCAUACAACUCUCCGUGGUGCCCACCCUCCUUGCAAAAUCAGCAGCGAUGUACAAUCCAAUCAUCUACCAGGUCAUUGAUUAUAAAUUCACCUGUUGCCAGGCUGGUGGUUUGAGGUCAACAAAGAAGAAGUCUUUGGAAGACUUUAGGCUGCACACUGUAACCGCAGUCAGGAAGUCUUCUGCUGUGCUGGAAAUCCAUCAAGAGAGCAGUUCCAGAUUUACUAGUGCCCAUGUUAUGGAUGGAGAGAGUCACAGUAAUGAUGGUGGCAAGAGACCUGUAUUCUGAGGCCGAGAAGCCCCACGCCUGGCCAUCAGGGCAUCAGAUUUAAGUGACCAGCUCCAAUAUUCUUUUUGAAAUGCGGAAAAAAAAAUCCUGUAGUGUAUUCUUUGCAUUUAUGUUUAAGUUUGAGAAAAUACACGGUCAGUGCUGACUGAAGUGUUGAUAUUGAAGUUUAAUAAUAAGUAUACAGCGUAUGUGAAGUGCUCACUCCUUAGUCUUUCUAGAUGAUUAAAGUGAUACAAAUUGAAAAGCGCAUCCUAAGCUGUCGGAAGCUACAGAGUACCUUAAGGUUCUCAUUCAUUGUGAUAGUAAUAGAGCUUAUUGAUGCAUUUAUUAUUGUAAACACGUCCUUGAAACCAAUUAUUUCUUCCUGUAGAUGGUUAGAAUUUUGAAUAUUAUCUGGGAAACCUCUAAAAGCAUACUCUGUCAACUUGUACACAGCACUUGUAAGUACUCUCUAUGAGAACAUUCAGAAGAUGUUUUAGCAUUUGACUCAUUAGUUUAAUUCCAUUGCCUAUCGAACUGAAGGACAUGUUUGUCGACUGUACUGGGAAGAAUCGAUUAGUACUUUUCACCUCUGUCCAAUUUCUCUUUAUUCGCAUACUUAAAACAAUUCUUUCUCUCUCUCUCUUUUGAAGCCACAGCUGUGUUGUUCAUUACUUUUUUUAAAUAAAGAAAAUAUAUUGCAC
This is a messenger RNA of Nannospalax galili (Upper Galilee mountains blind mole rat), 1895 nucleotides long. It is a transcript of the gene Opn5, whose product is annotated as opsin 5. Gene Ontology annotation, cellular component: membrane. The coding region runs from base 76 to 1212 and encodes 378 amino acids. NCBI's taxonomy places the organism in Eukaryota, Metazoa, Chordata, Mammalia, Rodentia, Spalacidae. The record is from RefSeq and is a predicted model, not a curated record. The transcript is spliced from 7 exons. Gene Ontology annotation, biological process: visual perception; G protein-coupled receptor signaling pathway. Gene Ontology annotation, molecular function: G protein-coupled receptor activity.